AUGAAGUGUGCAGUAAACAUAUGUGUAGCCUUCAUCGCGUUAAAAAUCACGCUCGUGUCAGGAUGGGACCAAAUAUGUAGAGAAGCAAUAGAGUCCACCGCAAUGAGCGCAAUAACGUACAUGAGACUGAGAAGACUUAAAGUACUGCUGAAGGGAGAAGAUUUGGUAGAUUACACCUGGUGGGCGGACGAAGUGCUGAAAAGAAUACCGGAAUCGAAGCCGCUACACUACCAAUACCAACCAGAAAAAGGAUCGAAGGAUUUUAACCUAAAAUGUAGCAAUAACCUGUGCCUGCUGGCAGGAAUAAAGUACUUCUACGCAACGCUGAUGAAUCUGGGAAACCCAGUGCAGGAGCUGGAGAACGCGAAGAUAGAAAUUCCGCCCCUCAACUACCCGCGAAAAGUUAAAUUCUCGGCGGCAGACUGCCUCAAAUAUUUAGUAGUACUCCUGUCAGAUCUUCACCACCCACUGCAUCUGGACUUUGAGCAGCCAGAUUCCCUCUCAACAAUACCAGUUGAUCUGAGUGAGUUCCCUCUUUGGGAAAGCGUAAGUAUGCAGACACUAAACACAAAAAAGCCAUCUUACGCAGAUUUUUUAAAGUAUAUAUACAUGCCCAAGUACAUUGAAGUAAACGAGAACGCCUGGUAUGGCUCGUGGACACACGUGUCGACGCUGGGUCUGCGUUACUCGACAGAGCUGGACCUGUUCAACAAAAAAACAUCGGAUUGUUUCGAAGUAUGGGCGGCAGAAACAGCAUCGCUAAACAACACACUCCUGGAAAAGGACGAUUACGUGGAGACGGAUCAUAUGGGCCACUCCAAGGCAAUCAAGUUUACGGAGCAGCUGGAUUCGAAACUUGGUUUCCUCAUGAGACUCCAAAUAGUAAUGGCGGGCGCCAGAGUAGGAAUCGUAGUCAACCAUAUCCUGUCGCACCGAGAAAUAGCGUACGACGAGCAGACAGGACUGAUUAUCCAGAGGCCGCAAGUAGACUCAACGCAGAAAAAUGUUGGAUAUUAUGUGCUAAUGGUCGUAUUCGUAAUAUUAAUAUUAGUUUUAAUUAUUGUGUUGUUCCUCGUACUUAAAAAUUUGUUAAAUCAAAUGAGUAAGAGUAAAGGUUUUAUGAAACGACUGUUUUUAUCGAGAAAGUAUCAGCCAGUGAACAAAUUACCUGAGUAA
Molecule: messenger RNA, 1176 nt
Organism: Theileria orientalis strain Shintoku
Lineage: Eukaryota; Apicomplexa; Aconoidasida; Piroplasmida; Theileriidae
Product: bifunctional nuclease
Exons: 4
Coding region: 1-1176 (391 amino acids)
Biological process (GO): DNA catabolic process
Molecular function (GO): endonuclease activity; nucleic acid binding
Source: RefSeq, a predicted model, not a curated record